Molecule: messenger RNA, 1585 nt
Organism: Cornus florida
Lineage: Eukaryota; Viridiplantae; Streptophyta; Magnoliopsida; Cornales; Cornaceae
Product: probable 1-acyl-sn-glycerol-3-phosphate acyltransferase 4
Exons: 5
Coding region: 411-1556 (381 amino acids)
Cellular component (GO): endomembrane system
Molecular function (GO): acyltransferase activity
Source: RefSeq, a predicted model, not a curated record
UCAGAAAAUGAUAAGUAGCCCCCUUACACUCAUUUUUUUUAAUUUAUUUUUUUCCAUCGUUGCUCCUUGAAAUAGGGUAAAAAAGUCAUUCUCAGGGUUUGAUUUUCUGUGAUCAGACCAAUAACGUUGUCGAGAUCAGUGGGUGUGCACGCAGCUGAUCAUCGCUCUUCUUCGAUUCGUGAAGUGUCCUGUUCUUGUUAAAUUGGCCAUCUUUCUCUGCUUGAUAAGCUCGAUAACAAGCAAUCUCUAACGUUUCGAUUUCCACACAAACAGCUGUAGGUGUGCAAACCCUUGCCAUCAUACUGUCAGUUGGACAUUUUUUUCCUUUCUCCUUGACGAUCAAUUUAAAGAACAUUCUGCGGCAAUGAGGAGUGGGUUCUAAAGCUUGUAGAGUACAUUUCUGGUAGAAGAUGGAAGUCUGUCCUGUCCUCAGUUCUAGUUAUGGCUCAAAGCAUCGCCCUUUGACUCCUCUUAGGGUUUUUAGGGGUUUGAUGUGUUUAGUGAUUCUUCUUUAUACCGCGUUCAUGUUUUUGGUGUAUUUUGGUCCCCCGGCUAUGAUGUUGCGCUGUUUAACUAUACGCUAUAGUAGGAAAGCAAUAUCCUUCUUUUUUGGUAUUUGGCUUUCUUUAUGGCCCUUCUUAUUUGAAAAGAUAAACAGGACUGAAGUUAUUUUUUCCGGAGAAACUGUUCCACCAAGGGAACGUGUCUUACUUAUUGCCAACCACAAAACUGAAGUUGAUUGGAUGUACCUGUGGGAUCUUGCAAUGCGGAAGGGCUGCCUGGGCUACAUAAAAUAUGUCCUUAAGAGCAGUUUGAUGAAACUACCUGUUUUUGGUUGGGGUUUUCAUAUUUUGGAGUUCAUUUCAGUAGAGAGAAAGUGGGAAAUUGAUGAACCAGUCAUGCGUCAAAUGCUUUCAACUUUCAUUAAUUCAGAGGAUCCUUUAUGGCUUGCUGUCUUCCCAGAAGGAACUGAUUUUACUGAAGAGAAGUGCAAAAGGAGUCAAAAUUUCGCAGCUGGAAAUGGAUUGCCUGUGCUGAAGAAUGUGCUGCUUCCAAAAACAAGAGGCUUUUGUACUUGCUUGGAAAUUCUGAAGGGCUCCUUGGAUGCAGUUUAUGACAUUACUAUCGCGUACAAGCACGGAUACCCUUCUUUCUUGGACAAUGUCUUUGGCAUCGACCCUUCAGAAGUUCACAUACAUGUUCGACGCAUCCCUGUGGAGGAGAUUCCAGCAUCUGAAAGUGAGGCGGCUGCUUGGUUGAUAGAUGUGUUCCAGCUCAAGGAUCAAUUGCUCUCAGAUUUCAGUGUUCAAGGUCAUUUCCCCCAUCAAGGAACAGAAGGAGAACUUCCAACAUUGAAGUGCUUGGUAACUUUUACAGUACUAGUUACUUUGAUUGGCAUGUUUACAUUCCUUACCUUUUGCUAUUCCGUUUGGUUUAAAAUUUACAUAGGUUUGUCUUGUACAUAUCUUGCUUCUGCUACUUAUCUCAAUAUCAGAACAUCGCCAGCUCUGGGCUUUGUUAAACCAAUGAUAUGUUGUGAGAGAACAAAGAAGUGAACAGCUAGUCUAUAAAGUUUUUUGAAUCA